AGUGUAUUUUAGAUUUCUCUUUGAGAGAUCUUCUAGGUAUAUUUAGUGUAAAUUUUUGUCCAUGGAACCAAUUAAACGAGGAAUAUUUUUUGACGAAUUUUUGAUGGACAUGCAGUAGGUGAACAAGAAGAUAAUAGACAUAUUCAUUGUUGAUCUAAUUUUGUAGAUAUUCAAGAUCUGAAGACUGAUUCCAGAUCAGCAUUGCAAGUUAGAUCUUCAAAAUUUAUAAAUUAGAAGGUUUAUCUUUCACUUUUGGAAUGUAGAAUUGCGAUUAGAUUAGUGAUGUUAAUUAGAUCUAGAAUCAUGGCUCUCUUCUGUCAUAUUAGAUUUAGCUGAUUCUUAUACAAAUCUUCUAUAAUUUUGUAUAUUUUGAUAUGUUUUCUAAUAAAAUAUAAUUAUCGUUUGGUAAAAAAGAACUAGUACAACAAAUAAUAUAAACCUAAUUGGGCAUUUUAAAAUGCAAUAAACGACAACUAGAUGACUAAGCAGCCAAUGUCUCUUGGAGCUUGAAGAUGAUGGAAUCUUUUGGAGUUCUUAAUGAUUGGAUUUAGCUUUAUACCGAACACAUUAUAAACAGAAACACAAAAUAAUAAUCCCCCCUGGUCACACAAUUGAGCGCAUAAUUAGUAUAAUCAGGUGCUCUAUUAGUGGUGAUCAGGGUGAGUGUGUGACUGUGUGAAGCUUUUGAUUCUUUGGUGAACAGCUAAAGAAAUUUGAUCAAGAAAUCAAAUGGCAGCACAAAAUUCAUCAUCUCCUCCCGCCAAGAAAUUAGAAGGGAAAGUCGCAAUCAUCACCGGCGGCGCAAGUGGCAUCGGCGAAGCAACAGCCAGGCUUUUCUGCAAUCACGGCGCAAAAGUUGUGAUCGCCGACAUCCAAGACGAAAAGGGUCAAGAAGUUUGCGACUCAAUCGCCUCCGGCUCCGGCAUAUGCAGCUACGUUCACUGUGACGUCACCGACGAAGAACAAGUCAAAUCCACGGUGGACCACACCGUCCAAACGCACGGAAAACUAGACAUCAUGUUCAGCAACGCCGGAAUCCUAACGAAAACCGAUCAGGAAGCCCAGAUCACGGACCUCGAUUUGACCGACGUCGACCGACUCUACGCGGUCAACGCGCGCGGCACCGCGGCGUGUGUGAAACACGCGGCGAAGGCCAUGGUGGAUCACCGCGUGAAGGGCAGCAUCGUAAUCACCGGGAGCACCGCCGGCGUGUGUGGGGCGGACGCGAGGAUCGGGUAUCAUAUGACGGAGCACGCGAUUCAGGGGCUGAUGAGGUGUGCCGGAAAGCAACUGGGGAGAUUCGGGAUCAGGGUGAACUGCGUGUCGCCGUCGGUGGUGGUGACGCCGUUAAUCUGCAAUAUAUCGGGGAGGAGUAAGGAGGAACUUGAGAAGUUCUUCCAGAAGACGACUGAUUUGACGGAUCGAGCGCUGGGAGUUGACCAUGUUGCGGAGGCUGUAUUGUUCUUAGCUUCGGAUGAUUCUGGGUUUAUUACUGGUCAUAAUUUGAUGGUUGACGGCGGUCAAUCUUCUUGAAAUCCCAAAUUGGAUUAAUUUGUUUUACCUCCUCAGAGGAAACCUCUCUGUACUUCAAUCCAAAUUCGCCGGUCAGUGUAAUAAUUUCAAACAUCCGACGUAGGAUUAUUUUGUGUAAAAUGAUUUUCCAAUUUAAAUUUUUACUUCAAACAUUUUCUUCUGUCUCAAAAAAAAAAUUUCACAUCAUAUAUUGAAUUUUGUUUAGUUAUAGUACAAAAUAUAAAAGUGAAUUGUUUAGUUUUUGUUUUACAAAGAUAGUAUAAUCAUUUCAAAUCGGAAAAAUAUGUACAUAAAGUUAAAAUUAUUUAUUUUUCUUUUUUUUUCCUUAAAAAGAAGAAGAAAUAUUUUUUUUUAAAUUAUACUAAAAAUAAAAAUUUAAACUGAAGACUAUUUUGGACGAAGGGAAUGCGAAAUUGUAUUAUUCUCAUCUCUUUUAGCUGUACUCCUCUUAUAUAGGGUCAUUUUGAAAAUCACAAAUAGGGAUGAUUAAUGUAUACAUCCUAACGUUUAUACCCUACUAGCAAAUUCUUCCUAAAGUUUUAGAAUUUGUUAAUUACAUUUCAAGGUUAUCAAAAUUGAGCAAAUCCAUCCCAUGACCUGCAAACCAACAAAAGUGACGUGGUAUAACAUGUAAAAUCAUUU
This is a messenger RNA of Oldenlandia corymbosa var. corymbosa, 2175 nucleotides long. The record is from the annotation of a GenBank genome assembly. Lineage: Eukaryota; Viridiplantae; Streptophyta; Magnoliopsida; Gentianales; Rubiaceae.